GGAGAGAACUGUGAACAUUGUAAAAGAAAAAGAGAUACAAGAAGUGAUCAGACUACAAAGCUGGAAACCUCUUGGUGUCUGUAGCACCUCCUCUGGUGACCUGCUCGUUACCAUGGAAAGUGAUGAUAAACAAUCAAAAGUUACCCGAUACUCUGGCUCAACAGAGAAUCAAUCCAUUCAGUUUGAUGAUCAAGGUAAACUUCUCUAUUCAUCUGAUGGUUCUGAUAAACACAUAUGUGAAAACAAGAACCUUGAUAUCUGUGUGGCUGAUUGUGGAGCUAAAGCGGUAGUGGUGGUCAAUCAGGUCGGGGAACUGAAAUUCAGAUAUGAUGGACACACACCUGGCCCACUUGAUAAAGUAUUCAAUCCAAAAGGAAUCAUCACAGAUAGUCAAAGUAAUAUCCUUACAGGGGAUUAUAAUAAUUGCUGUGUCCACAUCUUAGACAAAAAUGGAGAUUUCCUACGCUACAUUAAGUUUAAGUUUCGACCUUAUAGGAUGUGUAUCGAUUCAGAUGACAAUCUGUUUCUAGCAGUCGCAGAAUUAAAUUCUUCUUCUCCAAACACAGUGCAGAAAGUUGAAUUUUUACGAUGAAAUCAAUCAAGUUAUUUUCUUGAGACACAAGAGUCUAAAUGCAGAAGUAAC
Messenger RNA from Saccostrea echinata, 643 nucleotides. RefSeq lists its product as uncharacterized. Lineage: Eukaryota; Metazoa; Mollusca; Bivalvia; Ostreida; Ostreidae. The coding region runs from base 113 to 592 and encodes 159 amino acids. The record is from RefSeq and is a predicted model, not a curated record. The transcript has a single exon.